GAUGAGAGGAAGGUCUUCUUUAAGCCAACCUGAAAAUGACUGGACUAUUAUAUCUAACUUUUUUAGUCAUGACCCAGUGUGGACGUGCCGUUGGAAGUUUUGUCUCACAGCUGAAGGCAACAGUGAGUGUCCAACCUGGACUCUCCACUAGUCUCGAGUGCCAUGUUGACCUAGAAGGGCGCUUUUCAGUAUCCUGGAUAAAAAUUCCCCAUAAUAAAUCUCCAAUCUGUAUAGCUACAGCUAAGUCAUUAGUAAAUGAUGUGGAAAUGUGUGAGCAAUUUGAAAACCAUUCCAGAAUCAAAGUCACAUGGAACCAAAAGACCUUCAAGCUGUCUUUUUCAUCAGUGGAGCACACGGAUGUUGGAACAUAUUAUUGUGGGAUGUUUAGUUAUAAACACGUUUUCUUUGGAAAUGGAAGUAAGCUGAUCCUUGAACAACACGCUAAUGACACUUCAUCAACCACACCAAGCAACAGCAACAAAAAGACUGAAGAGCAAAAUGGAAAGCUGUUCGAAUACCUAGGCCCAGCAUUAGCAGCAACUAAUGUGGCAUCCGUUUUUCUAAUCAUUUUACUCAUCCAUCUCUUAAAGAAAAAAAGAUCAGGGGUUGCAGGUGAGGUCAGCACUGCAAGUGGCAAAAAGACAACAGAGGAAAAUUAUGCUUCUCUGACCUUUGGCAACAAACAGAGGAGAACAAUACAGAAGAGGACCAAUUUGGACACUACAGUCAUAUAUGGAGCUGUACGACACCAAGAGGAAUUAUAA
Molecule: messenger RNA, 764 nt
Organism: Pygocentrus nattereri (red-bellied piranha)
Lineage: Eukaryota; Metazoa; Chordata; Actinopteri; Characiformes; Serrasalmidae
Exons: 6
Coding region: 36-764 (242 amino acids)
Biological process (GO): response to bacterium
Source: RefSeq, a predicted model, not a curated record